Molecule: messenger RNA, 3318 nt
Organism: Phialemonium atrogriseum
Lineage: Eukaryota; Fungi; Ascomycota; Sordariomycetes; Cephalothecales; Cephalothecaceae
Exons: 5
Coding region: 250-3138 (962 amino acids)
Biological process (GO): proteolysis
Molecular function (GO): serine-type endopeptidase activity
Source: RefSeq, a predicted model, not a curated record
AGAAGAUGAGUGGUCUUCCUCCUUGUCCACUAACCUACCUAUUCCCCCCCUCAAAGCCAGCGCGCGGCUACCCCGCUAGACUCUGAUUUGUUGUUCUCCGUGGGGCUCCCGUAUGCCCAGUCGCUUUGUCGUCGUCCCUUCAGGCGAGGUGGAAUGGAGUGGGAAUCAGUGCGGCCACCACACCACAGCCCAUCAAUCUCCGCGCCAGUUUUCCUACAUGCCGAUACAGCAACACAGGGCCCCUAAGACAUGGAAGCAGUGGGAACGUCCAUCGUAGUGGGAACGGCCAUCCUAAGCCUGUUGCAGACGGGCUCUAUGCUAUUUUAUCGUGGCCUCCCAGCGCACGAAUCAUUCAAGAGCGACACGAGCAGACGUCGCAGUACGUCGGAGGCCGACCGGGAGCCCAUAGACGACGAGACCCGUAGUGGGGACGGUCCGGAAGACCCGGAAAGCUCUGCCGAGGAAAGCGAUGAAAGCGAUGUCGACUCGUCUACUAGCAGUGAUUAUGGGGCGCUUCGGAGAUACAGGGCCUUCGCCAAGUUCGAAGCCAGAACCUUCAAUCAUAACGUGGCUAGCAAGGGCCGACACAACUCGCAGGGCCCCGAUCUUGACGAGGCUUAUCUCAAACCGGCCGAAGAACUCAAGACUUGCCUUGAGCAGCAGUUCGGAACCAACCUAUCAUCGACAAUUGAGAACGUUGUCGUGACGGGAACGUCGGUCCGCCUGGACCCAAGCCGAAAGAGGCUCUCCAAGACCGUCCGGGCACUUACUGCCAUCAACACGGCGAUGGAGGGCGAUAAUGCUGCCGCCCGGAAAGAGAACGCCAACGUGGCGAUAAGCCAAACAAGCGACUAUCACUUCGACCGGGACGCAGAAGGGAGGAUCCGUAGGUCUCUGGUGGACUUACACGGGCAUUUGCAAAGACUGGCGUCCGAGUGCUCACACAAGGCCAUGCUGCAAAUGAACGGCUUCAAUGAAGCGAGGAAGACCACUGCCGGAACGGGAGAAGGACAAUUCGAGGUUCUCUUGUCUCCCUGCCCUGAUUCAGAAUCCUCACAGUGGCAGGAAACCUGCUGCGCCGUAAAGAGGCGCGCUGAGACACCUGCAGACGAUUCCGACUCGGACGAAACUAUUUGCAGCAUGAUUCAACUCGGCCAGGAGUUCGGUGGUGUUCUCCAUAUCACAUUCAACCAACGGCAUUUCUUUCCCGACAAUCUGGAGCAGCACGAGCUAUCGUUUCCAUCCGCCAACCCCUCUAUCACCCUGCGCGACCUAUUGGAUAAGCACGCCUUCCCUCAUGUCGGCGGGGAUAACAGUAGGAUCUACUCAUGGAGCGACAGAUAUCUCCUCGCUCUGAACCUUGCUCGCUCCCUGUUUUACCUGUUCGACGGACCCUGGGGGUCUUGCAGCUGGAAGGCAGAUAAUAUCUUCUUUCUUAGCAGCCACGGAAGCCCCGGAUCUGGGGUCGUUCACAAUCGCUACCGCCCCUAUAUCCGCUGCCCCUUGGAGAUUGCCGACAUGGACAAGCUGCAGGGGCCGAAGAACAACAAGGGAUUCAAGCAACUACACUACCCUAUGUGGCUGGCUCUUGCCCAGGUUCUCAUGGAGGUUCACAUCGGACGCAGCCUUGUUCCCGAAGGCAACGACUCGAAGCCUGUUGGAAAUGCGGACCUCCGACGCUUUCUGCUCCAGCUUGCCGAGAGCGAGCUGAAGGAUAGUAAGAACGAUGCCUAUCGGGAAGCCGUCAAGGCUUGCCUAAAUUUCGGCAUCAAACUCCUCCGGGCCAAAGGACUGACAAGACAAAAGGAAGCACAGAAACUCAUCCGGAAAGUCAUCAUUUCCAAUCUCGAAAAGAACUAUGAGAUGUGGUCCUUGACUCCGCCAGAGCGUCCGGACUUGCAUUUUUCUCUCGGCGAACAAGCCGAGCAAGAUCAACAGCUGAAUGCUCCAGAUACCCCCGCCGCUUCUCCAGAUAUUGCUACAACUACGGGAGCAGGGCGCGAGCCUUGUAGUCCCCCGGGCGUCUUUCAGAAUUCUCCCAUGCAGACGAUCCAACGAGUGGUUGCUGGUUCCUUUGCACGGCUCCCUCCCGGUGUCUCUAUUCUCACUCUUUUCGAUGAUAACGAUUCGACCGAAGGAAGCCUGAUCCCAUCAUGUCGCAAGUUCUUUGACCGCAUCGACUUGUUCAAAGAACAGUACAUCGAUCCCCUUAGGGAGAUCCACAAGUCAACCAAGCAUGCGAAGAUCAAGAUCGCAGUUCUUGACUCUGGGGUGGACUUCAAGAACGAUCUCGUCAUCCGCGGCGCGCUCAGCAAGAAACGGAUCCGCGCCGGCUGGGGUCCCACGGGAACUGCGAAGAAAGACUUCCUAGAUUCGUACGGCCACGGAACACACGUAACACGCCUACUUCUUCGAACGGCUCCGCUUGCCGAGAUAUACGUGGCUAAGAUAUCGGAGGACAAGCACCUGGACGAGAGCAAGGUCCAAGACAUGGUCGAUGCGAUUACAUGGGCCGCGGAAACGGUCGACGCUCACAUCAUCACCAUGUCCUUUGGCAUGAAAAAGGAAGUGCCGGUGGUCGCAGAAGCCAUUAGCCAUGCGCUCCAUCGCGGCAAGCUCAUAUUUGCCGCGGCUGCGAACGAAGGGGGGUUACAGCCGCGGGCAUAUCCGGCCUCACACCCGGGCGUGAUCUGCAUCCACGCGUCGGACGGGUACGGGACGCCGGCGACGUUCAAUCCGAACCCGGAGGUCGUCGGCGACAACUUCUCGACGGUCGGCACGGGCAUCGAGUCCGAGUGGAAUGGUCAGGCCGUGUUCAAGUCGGGGACGUCGUUCGCAACGCCCGUGGCGGCCGGCAUCGCUGCCAACAUUCUCGAGUUCGCCCACACGCGCCUUCGGAAGCCCGACGGGCCCGAGUUUCUGUCGUCGUACCGCGGCAUGCGGGCCCUGCUCGCGUGCAUGGCCCCCGAACGCCAGAAGUACCACUUUAUCUCGCCGUGGCGCGUGUUCCCGGAGCUGACGAUGGAUGACCCGGCCGAGGCGGGGAAGGAAUGGGAGAAGGUCUGCGAGGAGCUACGCAGCUUCAUCCUCACGGGUGUCGUGCCGCGGGCGUGGAGAUACGACGUGGGCAUCCAGUAGACACACACUGAUGGGGUGGAAAUACUGCGUCCGUAUUCUCACAUGUCCAUAAAUUUGAGUGUAUUAUCUGGGCUUCUUUGCUUAUCUCUGGGUCGACACAGCAUGGAGCAACUUGGGAGUGUUGGUACCUUCGAACUCUUGAUGUUUUUUUGCCUUAUUGUUGACUCAUUAUGAUAGAAG